ACAAGAACGAAAUGAAAGUGUUAAUAAUCUUAGCAGUGUGUGUGGCUGCAGCAACAGCACAAUUUGGAGGCUUUGGAGGCGGUUUUGGUGGUCGCCCCGGUUUUGGAGGAAGUCGCUUUGGUGGUCCUGGCUUUGGCGGUUUUGGUGGUCGUCCAGGUUUUGGUGGUGGUGGUCGUUUCGGUGGUCCUGGCUUUGGCGGUGGUGGUUUCGGUGGCCGUCCAGGAUUUGGCGGUGGUGGUGGUUUUGGCGGCAGCAGUUCCAGUGCUCAAGCAGGUUCUACCGCCAAUGGUGGUGCUGUUACUUUUCCAGGAGUUAACGGGGGAUCAUCGAAUUCCAAUGCGGGAGCCUCUGCUUCUUCGAAUGGUUUCGGUGGCGGUGGCUUUUUGGGCUAAGAGCAUAGUUUAUUAUUUGUGAUCUAAUGUAGUAUGAAUAAAUUAAGUUAAAUAUUUUAAA
Calliphora vicina (urban bluebottle blowfly) is the source of this 453-nucleotide messenger RNA. RefSeq lists its product as uncharacterized. The record is from RefSeq and is a predicted model, not a curated record. Bases 12 to 392 code for a protein of 126 amino acids. Lineage: Eukaryota; Metazoa; Arthropoda; Insecta; Diptera; Calliphoridae. The transcript has a single exon.